Cimex lectularius (bed bug) is the source of this 3716-nucleotide messenger RNA. It is a transcript of the gene siz, whose product is annotated as IQ motif and SEC7 domain-containing protein 1. The transcript has 11 exons. The coding region runs from base 220 to 2646 and encodes 808 amino acids. NCBI's taxonomy places the organism in Eukaryota, Metazoa, Arthropoda, Insecta, Hemiptera, Cimicidae. Gene Ontology annotation, molecular function: guanyl-nucleotide exchange factor activity. Gene Ontology annotation, biological process: actin cytoskeleton organization; regulation of ARF protein signal transduction. The record is from RefSeq and is a predicted model, not a curated record.
GCCAAACCUCGUCUCAAUUUUGUGAUAUCGCCCGAGGAGGAGGAGUAGGGACAGGAGCGAGAACUCGAAAAGAGGGAGAUCCGAUAUUAUCCUUGUGCAGCUGUCGUCAAAAUCCCAUCAGUUUUUCCAGUCCCGACUCGUCUCUCGGCACAAUUCGACGAAAGAUGUUUUUCACCGUCUCGAGUGUCGCAUUCCCGUGUUUUGAAAUACAGUGAAAGCAUGAGUAAUGAAAGUAAUCGUUAUUUAGUUGACUCUGGUAACUUGACUUUGACCAUCACGUCCGGGGAGGGCGAGAGUUGUGAACAGACGGGCGAGGACGAUGUGUGCCAGCAUUUAUACUUCUUGCACCAGCAAUCAGAGCACAUCAACGAAUUGAGAUCUCAGUUGAGUGCGAUGAUGGCCGAAAGGGAUCUUUUGUUGUGUGAAGUGAGCCGUUUGAAGUUCGAGUUGGAAAUCGCCAAUUUAAAACGAAUCAACGACGACAGACCUGAAAGUUCAAAAAGUGAUCCUGCAAAAAGCAACCAUGAAAGAGGGAUAAAUGGCAGUUGCAACGGGGACAAAGAAAACGAUGAACCUACAUUUAAAGGAGAAUGUAGCCCCUCGAGUUCGUACUCUGCUCACACCUGGUCACAGGGCAUAAACAAAAAAGGUUCAUUCCGGAAUAACAAUGAUGCAUUACAGCGAUCUCGAGUUCAACACGUGUAUGAAUUAUCGCAAGAUCUCCUCGACAAACAGAUUGAAAUGUUAGAAAGGAAAUACGGUGGUGAUAAAGCGAGGAAUGCAGCUUUGAUUAUUCAAAGAGCGUUUAGACAUUACACUCUAGUCAAAAAAUUUGCAACUAUAACAGCUAUGGCUAAAGCUGAAAAAAGAUUUAGCAGGAGGCUCGUUGGAUUUCAAGAAGAAGGAAAUGAUACUCGGUUUUUAGACUGUACGUCUGUGAAUAAUCUUAAACAGAAUACAAAUUUACCAUUACGAUCGUUGUCGAUGAGAGAGAAGCGUAACAUUAAUAAUACAACACCUUCAUUACCGAGAAGUUAUUCUGGUCGGUGCGAGUUGGCUUGCUAUUCAAAUUCCACAUUACCAGAAUAUUACGCACCUGGAGAAACAUCUGUUGAAAUGAAACAGGAUGACCAAAACGGUGUUAAUAAAGGGGCUAGAAAUAUGAGAAUUCCUCCUGAAGUGCCAAAAAGAACAUCGUCAAUUUCUGUCCGUUCUCUGGAAAACCCAAGUGGAAUAAAUCUGAACAAAAACUCGGACAGCGGAAGUAUUUCCAGUGUUCAGUCUUCUGGAAGCGAUUCCAGUGUAAUUCCUCCAGCGAACUCCAUUAAAAAUCCACAGGUGUCAGAGACAGUUAGAAAAAGACAAUACCGAGUCGGAUUGAAUCUUUUCAACAAAAAACCAGAACGUGGGAUAAGUUACCUUGUCAAAAGAGGAUUUCUGGACAAUUCCCCUCAGAGUGUUGCUCAUUUUCUCAUAACGAGGAAGGGCUUAAGUAAACAAAUGAUCGGGGAAUAUUUAGGAAAUCUUCAAGAACCUUUCAACGUAGCUACAUUAGAGCUUUUUGCUCAAGAAAUGGAUUUGUCUGGUAUGCAAGUCGACGUUGCGUUGAGGAAGUUCCAGACUUAUUUUCGAAUGCCAGGAGAAGCUCAAAAAGUAGAAAGAAUAAUUGAAGUGUUUAGUCAUAGAUAUUGCCAAUGUAACAGGGACAUGGUCGCCAGAUUGCGAAAUCUCGAUACAGUAUUCGUUCUGGCGUUUGCUAUCAUAAUGCUUAACACUGACCUACAUACACCCAACCUAAAGGCGGACAGAAGAAUGACGUUAGAAGACUUUAUAAAAAAUUUAAGAGGUGUAGACGACUGUUGUGAUAUAGAUCGUAACAUGUUAAUUGGUAUUUAUGAGAGAGUAAAGGCGAAUGAGUUUAAGACUGGUUCUGAUCAUGUGACACAAGUUUUAAAAGUUCAAUCGACAAUCGUUGGGAAAAAACCGAAUUUGGCAUUACCCCAUCGUCGGCUUGUUUGUUACUGUCGGCUGUAUGAAGUUCAUGAUAUGUAUAAAAAAGAGCGACCUGGAGUUCAUCAAAGGGAAGUUUUCCUUUUUAACGAUCUUCUUGUAAUAACGAAAAUCCUAAGCAAGAAGAAGAGCUCGGUAACGUACACUUUCCGACAAAGUUAUUCGCUCUCUGGUCUAACAGUUUCACUGUUUGAAGUGCCACAUUAUCCUUAUGGUAUACGCCUUUCACAGCGAGUGAACUCUCAAGUUCUAAUCACCUUCAACGCCAGAAAUGAUCACGAUCGCUGCAAAUUUGUCGAAGACAUCAGAGAGUCGAUCAGCGAAAUGGAUGAAAUGGAAAAUUUAAGAAUUGAAGCAGAAUUGGAAAAACAAAAAAGCAAUAGGAACGGGAGGACUGUUGGUGGUAGCUGCAAUGAGAACCGAGACAGUGGGGUCGCCGAUGUCGAAGUUUGCCCUUGUAUUCAUAGCGAAUCGCCGAUGCAUUUCAACGAAUCUCAUUCCAACGCUAAUUUAAAACGAUCUGCCCUUAGUAACUCGCUUCUCGACAUACACGACCAAGCUCAGUGCAGUUCUUCCCAAUUUGCCGAACCUCAGCAGAUUUAUUCUACCUCCCUCGACCAAUCCGAUUCACUGUGAUAACAUUCGAGCCCUGAAAAAUUUCCCCGUAAGAAAGAGUGAGAUAUUGCCGUUGAAAUGUAUUGUUAUGUAUUAUCAGCUAAAAGUUAUGCAAGAAAAAAAUGUAUAACAUGGGAAAUUUAGAUAAUUGUUUAAAUUAUUUUAGAUACUAUACAGUCCCUUGAUAUCUUGUCUUAUUUAGUAAUACUAAACCUAAAAUAUAAAAUAACCUUUUCAUAAAAAAUAUUAUAAAAUGUAAAAAAAAUUGUUAUUUAUUGCAUACUUAAUUUACAUUAUUUUAAACAAUGAAUUUGUGUACCAUUUUUAAAUAUUAGAGUAUAAAAGUUUUCUCAUUCCAGUUUAAGAGCUUAUAAUUCUUAAAUUUGGCUUGCAUUAAUUAAGCUUUCAUGGGCUUUUUGUUUUAAACGAAUGUACUAACAGGCAUCUUGUUGCAUACGACUACCUGAUACUACGAUCUGAUGAAUUUAAAAGAUCUUUUUUAGAACAAAUUUAGUUAAAAGAAAUUUAAAAUGAAAUUAUUUAACUAACUCUGCAUAAUUGAUACGCAUCUGGAAAGGUUCUAUAAUAAUUUCUUAAUGAUUGCGACAAUGUAGCCUAAACGUACCUGGAAAGAGGAACAAAUUUAUUAAAAGAAAAAUUCCGCAAAGGAAGCAUUAAAUGCGUAUCUAGUCAUUGUGAUUGUCACCUUAAUAACUUUUGAAUAUAUUUUUAUAACAACAGAUUUCUUGUUGUGAUCAAAUGUUGAAAAUAUCUUGAAAUGGGUUAAUUCUCUGAUUUUUUUAAAAAUAUAUUAUUUAUUUCAUAAUGCUAAAUUGUAAAGGUGUGUAUACAUUUGCGUAACAGGACGACCUUUUCAUUCCAAAUGUACAUAAUUUUAUAGAAAAAAAGAAGAAAAAACUGAAAAAACUUCAGCCCAGUCAUGUUCAGUGACGUUCGAUACCAGACGAUCCAAGUGUAUACCACCUUCAAUUAAUCCAUUUCUUAUAGGCUCAAAUGUAAAAAAACAAAACUGGUAUUUUAAUUUUGUGUUUGAGCUUUCAUUUAUUUUUUGUUCCUAACCCUAUAGUCUG